Molecule: messenger RNA, 3527 nt
Organism: Trifolium pratense (red clover)
Lineage: Eukaryota; Viridiplantae; Streptophyta; Magnoliopsida; Fabales; Fabaceae
Product: ethylene receptor
Exons: 7
Coding region: 1062-3284 (740 amino acids)
Biological process (GO): response to ethylene; phosphorylation; phosphorelay signal transduction system
Cellular component (GO): endoplasmic reticulum; endoplasmic reticulum membrane
Molecular function (GO): protein binding; ethylene receptor activity; ethylene binding
Source: RefSeq, a predicted model, not a curated record
AUACAUACAUACAACUUGUUCCUGCUAUAACAUAAUAAUAACUAUACUUUAUACUAUACUUUCUGUUUCUUCUCUAUUCAGUUUUCUUCUAUUCUUUCUUACCUUUGAAGAUUAUAUUAAUUUCAUUUCCAUGUAAGUAAGUUUCAUAGAUCACACUUUUUUUUUUCCUAUUUUUUCUUUAAAUUUAAUUCACUCCUCCACCUCCUGCUUAAUUUUGUUAUUAUUAUUUUAUUAAUGUAUGCUCUAAAUUAUAUUUGAUGAUUCACCUGUUUGUUUCUAAAUUGUAAAUUAUCUAUCUUUAAUUUUCAUGAAACAUGCAAUAAUAAUUAGUAAAUGGUAGAGACUUGGGGAGCUAAAUUAUUAUAGAUAUUAAUUUGGUUCAUGAAAGUGUUAAUUUUUAAUCUCAAGAAUUUUCUAAGAUUGGGUAGGACAAAUGUUUUUUUUUAUAGCUAUAUGAAAUUAAGGAUAAGUUGAUUUUAGGUGUUUAAUUAGCAUUGGUAUAAUGCUGCUGGGUUUUAUGGAUUAGGAUAAUGAUAAUUUGUUAAGUUUGUUAUUAUUAAUUGACAUUGCUUUGGUGUGUUCUUCAAUCUUGGACCACUUUCUUAAUAAUUUAUUUAGUUUUUUGGGAAGGUUUUGGUGAGAAUAAGUUAAAGAAAGGAUAAGUUUUUGUGGUAAUUGGGUGUAGAUGAAGACCAUAUGUUGAAGGUUGUUUGUAUCUUUGACUUUGAUUUUUAUGUUCAUUUGGGAUAAGAUUGUGUUCAUUGGUUUUUUAGUUCAUUAACCAAGUGGUUAACGAACUUUAAUAAAAGUCGAAUUGGUCGAGAGUACUCAAGUUUAAACUUUGCUUUUAACAAUAUUUGAUCAGACUUUACUUUACAUACAUUCCAACCAAACUCCGGAUUACCAGGUCCCCCUUUCCGGUAGAAAGUGGAAAUUGGUGACUUAAGGCUAAAAAAUAUUGUUAACAGCUAUACAUAGGAAGUAGGCAAAAAAAUAUUGGUAGCAUUCACUUUGUUAUGUGAUUACGGGAGAAACGGCUGAGGUGGUUUGAUUCAAUCACUAUGGAAUCCUGCAAUUGUAUUGAGCCACAAUGGCCAGCUGAUGAUUUAUUGAUGAAAUACCAAUAUAUCUCUGAUUUCUUCAUUGCCCUUGCGUAUUUCUCAAUCCCGCUUGAGCUUAUCUACUUUGUGAAGAAAUCAGCGGUAUUUCCGUAUAGAUGGGUCCUUGUUCAGUUUGGUGCUUUCAUAGUUCUAUGUGGAGCAACACAUCUAAUUAAUUUAUGGACCUUCACAAUUCAUACAAAAACCGUGGCAAUUGUAAUGACCAUCGCUAAGGUUUUAACUGCGGUGGUAUCAUGUGCCACUGCCCUUAUGCUUGUACAUAUUAUUCCCGAUCUAUUAAGUGUUAAAACUAGGGAAUUAUUUUUGAAGAACAAGGCUGCUGAGCUUGAUAGAGAAAUGGGCUUGAUUCGUACGCAGGAAGAAACUGGUCGACAUGUUAGGAUGUUGACUCACGAGAUUAGAAGUACUCUCGAUAGACAUACAAUACUGAAAACGACUCUUGUUGAACUCGGAAGAACUCUUGGGCUAGAGGAAUGUGCCUUAUGGAUGCCGACACGUACCGGGUUGGAGCUUCAACUCUCUUACACAUUGCGACAGCAGAACCCUGUUGGAUAUACAGUACCUAUUAAUCUUCCUGUUAUAAACCAAGUAUUUAGUAGCAACCGUGCAAUUAAAAUUUCAUCGAAUUGUCCAGUUGCUAGAUUACGGCCUCAUGCUUCAAAGUACAUGCCUGGGGCUGUAGUUGCUAUUCGGGUGCCUCUCCUACAUCUUUCUAAUUUUCAAAUAUAUGAUUGGCCUGAGGUUUCAACUAGAAGCUAUGCUUUGAUGGUUUUGAUGCUUCCAUCUGAUAGUGCUAGACAGUGGCAUGUACAUGAGUUAGAGCUGGUUGAGGUAGUUGCUGAUCAGGUAGCUGUUGCUCUUUCGCAUGCUGCAAUCUUAGAAGAGUCAAUGAGGGCAAGGGAUCAACUUAUGGAGCAGAAUGUUGCACUUGAUAUGGCAAGAAGAGAAGCAGAAACUGCAAUUCAUGCUCGUAAUGACUUUUUGGCCGUUAUGAAUCACGAGAUGAGAACACCGAUGCAUGCAAUUAUUGCACUCUCUUCAUUAUUACAGGAAACCGAUAUGACUGCUGAACAACGUCUGAUGGUGGAAACAGUAUUGAAAAGCAGCAAUUUAUUGGCUACGCUCAUCAACGAUGUUUUGGAUCUUUCACAGCUUGAAGAUGGAAGUCUUCAACUUGAAAUAGCAAAAUUUAACCUUCAUUCAUUGUUUAGAGAGGUUCUUAACUUGAUUAAGCCUAUUGCAUGUGUUAAAAAGCUGUCACUCACUUUACAUUUCACAUCAGAUUUACCGGUAUAUGCAAUUGGUGAUGAAAAGCGUCUCAUGCAAACUCUUCUCAAUGUUGUUGGUAAUGCCGUUAAGUUCUCAAAAGAGGGUAGCAUUUCCAUCACUGCAUUUGUUGCAAAGCCUGAAUCCUUCAGGGACACUAGAUUUCCUGACUUCUUACCAGUACCAAGCGAUAGCCAUUUUUAUUUGCGAGUACAGGUAAAAGAUUCUGGAUCAGGAGUCAAUCCACAAGAUAUCCCAAAGUUAUUCACUAAGUUUGCACAAAAUCAGUCAUUAGCGACAAAAAAUCCUCUCGGAAGUGGGCUUGGCCUUGCAAUUUGUAGAAGGUUUGUGAAUCUCAUGGAAGGGCAUAUUUGGAUUGAAAGUGAGGGUAUUGGUAAAGGAUGUACAGUCACUUUUAUUGUAAAACUCGGAAUCCCAGACCGAUCAAAUGAAUUUAAACUACCUUACAUACCUAAAGCUCUAGUAAAUCAUGCAUCUUCAAACUUUUCCGGCCUAAAGGUUCUCGUCAUGGAUGAUAAUGGGGUGAGCAGGACAGCGACUAAGGGACUUCUUAUGCAUUUAGGAUGCGAUGUCACAAUUGCAAGCUCGAGUGAAGAAUGCUUGCGUGUUGUUUCUCCGGAACACAAAGUGGUCUUCAUGGAUGUUUGUACAGGGUUAGAUGGUUAUGAAUUAGCGGUUCGUAUACAAGAGAAGUUCAUGAAACGUCAAGAUAGACCACUAAUAGUUGCUCUCACUGGAAACACCAACAAGUUGACCAAAGAGAAUUGUAUGAGAGCUGGUGUCAAUGGCCUUGUUUUGAAACCUGUUUCUGUUGAGAAGAUGAAAGGUGUUUUAACAGAGCUCUUGGAGCGUCGGUUUGUGUUUGAAACAAUUUAAACUACCAUAAUGUCUUUCUUUUUUUUUCUUUUUAUGGUAAACUGCCAUAAUGUCUGUUCCUACUUCCUUUUGUGAAAAACUUUUGUUGUACAUAGCAAAACUGAAUCAUAUAGCAGAGAUGCAAAUUUAUGAUGUAACAAAAGCACUCAUGAAAAGCUGUAAAGGAGGCCCUACCCUAGAGUCUGGAUUGGUAAAUCCAUUUUUGUGAACGAAGUUCAUAUAUAAACAUUCAUUUUUGUAUCA